This is a messenger RNA of Gastrolobium bilobum, 2488 nucleotides long. RefSeq names its product inactive protein kinase SELMODRAFT_444075-like. The record is from RefSeq and is a predicted model, not a curated record. The coding region runs from base 18 to 2105 and encodes 695 amino acids. Lineage: Eukaryota; Viridiplantae; Streptophyta; Magnoliopsida; Fabales; Fabaceae. Gene Ontology annotation, biological process: protein phosphorylation. Gene Ontology annotation, molecular function: protein kinase activity; ATP binding. The transcript is spliced from 9 exons.
AGGGAUUGUUGGCGCCAAUGAGUCGAGAACAGCAGAAGCGAGGGAAGCAAGAAAAAGGUUCUGAUGGUGCUGAAAAGGUUAUUGUUGCGGUCAAGGCAUCAAAGGAAAUUCCAAAGACUGCUCUUGUUUGGUCUCUGACUCAUGUUGUUCAACCUGGGGAUUGCAUUACACUGCUAGUGGUUGUACCGUCACAAAGUUCAGGCCGCAGAUUAUGGGGAUUUCCGAGGUUUUCUGGUGACUGUGCCAGUGGUCACAAGAAGUCUACUCCAGGAACAAGUUCAGAACAAAAGAGUGAUAUCACUGAUUCUUGCUCUCAAAUGAUCCUUCAGCUCCAUGAUGUCUAUGAUCCCAAUAAGAUAAAUGUCAAGAUUAAAAUUGUUUCUGGAUCAACUUCUGGAGCAGUGGCUGCAGAAGCCAAGAAGGCCCAAGCCAAUUGGGUCGUAUUAGACAAACAGCUCAAACACGAGGAAAAACAAUGCAUGGAAGAGCUGCAGUGCAACAUUGUGGUUAUGAAGCGUUCCCAACCCAAAGUACUCCGCUUGAAUUUGAUUGGAUCACAAAAGAAGGAUCUAGGAGAAGUAUGUCCAUUGCCUUCUGAGCAAGAUAAGAUGUCUGCAAAACAAACCAGGAAGAAUGAUUCUUUAAAUACCAUAAAAGGACCAGUUGUCACUCCAACUAGCAGCCCCGAGUUAGAGACACCGUUUACUGCAACUGAAGCUGGUACUUCAUCAGUUUCCAGCUCUGAUCCAGGAACUUCACCAUUUUUUAUCCCUGAGAUGAAUGCUGAGUCAAAGAAAGAGGAAACUAUCAAAGAAAAUCAAGAACUUGAUGGUACUAUUUCAGACACAGACAGUGAAAGUUUGCCCACAUCUUCAGCAAGCUUGAGAUUCCAGCCGUGGAUCACAAAUUUACUUUUACAUCAACAAUCAUCUCAACUUAGAGAAGAAAGAUCAGAAAGAUCUCAUAAUGGGCUUCAAUUGUCUACAACUAGAGCUUUGAUGGAAAAGUUCUCAAGGCUUGAUAGAGAAGCUGAAAUUGAGAUUUCAACCUGCAGGACAGACUUGGAUUUCAAUGGAAAGGUAAGAGAAGCAAUAGCAUUAUCUAGAAAUGCUCCACCUGGUCCACCUCCGUUAUGUUCAAUAUGUCAACACAAGGCUCCUAUUUUUGGAAAACCUCCAAGAUGGUUCAGCUAUGCUGAGUUGGAGCUUGCAACUGGUGGAUUUUCACAAGCCAAUUUCUUGGCCGAAGGAGGAUUUGGAUCUGUUCACAGAGGGGUUCUACCAGAUGAACAAGUCAUUGCUGUCAAGCAACAUAAAUUGGCUAGUUCUCAGGGUGAUCUUGAGUUUUGCUCAGAGGUAGAAGUCCUGAGCUGUGCUCAGCACCGAAAUGUUGUUAUGUUGAUUGGAUUCUGUAUUGAGGAUAAGAGAAGGCUACUGGUUUAUGAGUACAUAUGUAAUGGAUCAUUGGAUUCUCAUUUAUAUGGGAGACAACGGGAACCGUUAGAAUGGUCUGCACGGCAAAAAAUUGCUGUUGGAGCUGCUCGAGGGUUGCGAUAUCUUCAUGAAGAGUGCAGAGUUGGUUGCAUUAUCCACCGUGACAUGCGGCCAAACAACAUUCUUAUCACUCAUGAUUUUGAACCACUGGUUGGUGAUUUUGGACUGGCAAGGUGGCAGCCUGAUGGAGACACAGGAGUGGAAACUAGAGUAAUUGGAACAUUUGGGUAUUUGGCUCCUGAAUAUGCUCAAAGCGGCCAAGUAACUGAAAAGGCUGAUGUUUAUUCCUUUGGGGUGGUAUUAGUGGAGCUUGUUACAGGGCGAAAAGCUGUUGAUCUCAAUAGGCCCAAGGGACAACAGUGUCUUACUGAGUGGGCACGGCCACUUUUGGAAGGUUAUGCCAUUGAGGAACUUAUUGAUCCAAGGUUGGGAAGUCACUAUUCAGAACAUGAGGUCUCUUGCAUGCUACAUGCUGCAUCAUUAUGCAUAAGGAGAGAUCCUUAUUCUAGACCACGCAUGUCACAGGUUCUCCGAAUACUGGAGGGUGACAUGGUCAUGGACACAAAUUACAUUUCAACUCCUGGUUAUAAUAUGGGAAACCGGAGCGGUUGAUUUUGGCCAGCACCAUUACAGUGGUCCCCUGUUAUAUGAGUCAUUGAAAGCGUUCAAUGGGAAGCUGUGUCUGAAGAAGUAAAGGACUUCCUAUUGGGAAAAAGGACAAGGCUAAGCGAACAUCAUGUGAAGAUGACAUUUAAAGCGGUUCACGAUGAAAAUUGCAUUCUUGUUAUGCUAAAAUGUGUUUCUUGACUUCGUAUUUUGUAGUUUUCUUUCUAUCUCUAACUUUGCAUCUGUAUAGUAGCGAGAAAGUGGGAUAGUUAAUAUAUAGAAGCUUUUCAAAUUCGUUAGGAAAAUUAUGUAAACUUGUACCUAAAUGGCCUUUGAUCAGACUCGAGAACCGUCUAUAUGCUCUUGAAAUGGAUCAAAAAGCUUAUUGU